AUGCUUGGACUCGAGCAUUUGCUCUUUGUGUUGACCACAUUUGCCUUUCCACCAGUGGCGCUCACCGUUCUGCUAUGCAUCAUUCUCGCGACGUUCGGAAAAUCUCUGGGAUUGCGGCAGAUGUACGUGGACGCACUCAUCCAUACUUUUGAGGUAAGCUAACCUUAUAUGAUAAACAUCCUUUUGCAAACCCGUGUUAGACAAUAACAUAAUAUCCUAUCUCUUCUUUCAUAGUCUUCUUACUUGAUGUUUUCUUUUAUCGCCGUCGGAAAGAUGGUCUGAUGGUAAGAUUCGUGUUGAUAACACGAGUUGACUGUGAACCUAAACUGCGUUUUAUUAUGUGUUUGUUGCCAAAAAAGGAAGUUAUUUUUCAGUGGGGAGCCCGUCAAAUCAAAACGACCGAGCAGAUCAAACGAAAAGAGAGCACUGUGAUUCCGGUAUUCCUUGACAACAGCAAUCUUGAAGACGAUCAGGAAGAGGAGCAGUACGGCGAGGAAAUAGAUCGGGAAGACACGGCCAGCACCGAAACGCCUGGAUUCGAAGCCAGUGACGUGUACACGGAAGAUGAAGUGGACGGUCGGAGCGUUAUCGGAUCGGACACCGAUAGCCAUGACUCUGGAGAGGACAUUCCGUUGGCCGACUCGGAUUAUGGCGAUGAGUCGUGCUUGAAGAGAAAGUUUGGAUCAACUACGAGUGAGUCGAGAGUUCCGAUCACUCCGUGGGCAUGUCGCUUCUUUCGUUGCAUGCCCCUUUAUUUGUGUUGUCAGGCAGGGAACUUCAUUUUCAGGUCUCGCCUCGGCCGGAUCAAUUUGCAGUCUGCGGAAUCGAAAGUUGUCGGAGAGCAGCACAUGUAUGUUGUGGUAAACUUCUACUAGCGGGUAGACCACGGGGUGUAAACUAGUGCAUCGGUUAGUCUCCGUUUGGCUGCCAGAUGAGAUGCUUUUUGUUAUGACACAACGUCCUCGGUUAGUUCUUUCUUUCUUGAUUCGGAAUCAUUUUGAUUUUUGGUGGUCGACCAGUUCUUAAGCAAGUUGUCAUUCGAUUAACGAGGGAAUGACCAAUCUUUUCAGUGGGAAUCAUCAAACGAGAGACACAAAUCUGCCUCGACGACAACUUUUCUGAGGACAUUCCUGAUGAGGUGUUCGUCAGAAGUCGAGGAUGGGCUGCAAUCCGGGACUCUGUCGAUUUCGUCAAGGCUGGCAUGGAAGCAAUUAUUGAGGAUGAGGUGACAAGCCGAUUUGAAGCAGAACAGUUGAUGAGCUGGAACAUGUUGACCAGAACCAGUAUCAAAUUUUAUCAGUUUGUCAAGUCAGUUGCAAACCCGUUUGGUGAUCGGUCACUAAGUGAUUUGUUUUCAGCUGGAAGUUGAGUGCUCUCUGGAUCCUCGGGUUUCUGUUCCGUUACUGUGUCAUGUUGCCGCUCCGUUUCACCAUCUUCGGCAUCGGACUGAUUUUCCUGGUCAGUUCGACAGCGCUAAUCGGAUUGGUGCCGGUCGCAAGUUGGAAAAAGUGAGUGACACUUUGGAGUAAUAGUAGCUGAGCCUCAUUUUCAGGAAACUGAACCACAAGUGUAUGCUUAUUUGUUAUCGCAUUCUCUCGAGAAGUAUCACCGCUGUGGUCUACUUUCACGACGAACACUACAAAGCGGAACGGCAGGGAAUCUGUGUGGCCAAUCACACUUCGCCGAUCGACGCGCUUGUCUUGUCCAUCGACAAUGUGUACGCCCUUAUCGGACAGAAGCAUUCCGGUAUGCAAUCGGGGGCCGCGAAGCGAAAGACAACACGCAUGUUUCAGGUCUCCUCGGUGUCAUUCAAAGAGCUCUGUCACGCGCGUCGAGUCACAUUUGGUUUGAGAGAAGCGAGGCAAAGGAUCGAUCGGUGGUGGCUCAGCGACUCAGGGACCACUGCAAUGACCCGGAGAAGCUGCCGAUUUUGAUUUUCCCGGAAGGAACAUGCAUCAACAACACUUCUGUCAUGAUGUUCAAAAAAGGAUCGUUCGAGGUUAGAAUGAAACCAGUUUAGAAACAGUUCACGUGAAAUUUAUUUCUCUUCAGAUUGAGACUACCAUCUACCCAAUUGCAAUGAAGUACGACUCCCGAUUUGGUGACGCCUUCUGGAACAGCACGGAGCAAUCGUGGUUUGGAUAUAUCAUGCGAAUGAUGACGUCAUGGGCUAUCAUCUGCAAUGUCUAUUACUUGCCUCCAAUGACUAAGAGAGAAGGCGAAGAGGCCGUCGAUUUUGCCAACCGUGUCAAGAAGGAAAUUGCCAACAGAGGUGGACUUGUUGAUUUGGAAUGGGACGGAGGUCUGAAAAGAGCAAAAGUGCCUCCAAAAAUGGUCGCCAAACAGCAGGAGAGGUAAAUAUAUUAAGAGGCGAUUGAUUUCUGUUCAAAACAAAUUCAAAUUCAGAUACGCCAACCGCCUUUCGAGAUACACUUCAGUUUCUGAUGCUCUCAAGAACGAGGAUUUGGACGGAGAAGUUGAUUGUAAGUGUAUUGGAUAAGCCAUCCUCAAGUAAUGUUCUUAUUUUUAGUGGGCAAACCAGUUUCUGGCUACAACUCGCUUGAGGACCUCCCGGAAGACGUAUUUGUCGAGGAAGAGGAAGAGGAAACCUUCGGUAUCACAUUCGCAAAGCAUAUCUGUUCGUAGCUUAGUCUUUCAGCUUUUGACGACGAAAACAAGGCAAUCAGCAAGUCACUCACUGACAAUAUCGACCCGAUUCCCCGUCUCAAGAUCUGA
Molecule: messenger RNA, 2736 nt
Organism: Caenorhabditis sp. 36 PRJEB53466
Lineage: Eukaryota; Metazoa; Nematoda; Chromadorea; Rhabditida; Rhabditidae
Source: the annotation of a GenBank genome assembly